Molecule: messenger RNA, 1398 nt
Organism: Hordeum vulgare subsp. vulgare (domesticated barley)
Lineage: Eukaryota; Viridiplantae; Streptophyta; Magnoliopsida; Poales; Poaceae
Product: L-galactose dehydrogenase
Exons: 5
Coding region: 89-1039 (316 amino acids)
Biological process (GO): L-ascorbic acid biosynthetic process
Cellular component (GO): cytosol
Molecular function (GO): L-galactose dehydrogenase activity
Source: RefSeq, a predicted model, not a curated record
CAAGGACACGACGAGCUGGACCACCAGCCAGCGCAAGGCAACCACCACCCACCUCCUCCACUCGCCGCAACCAACACCAACCCAAGCAAUGGAGCUCCGCACCCUCGGCGGCACGGGCCUCCGCGUCAGCCCCGUCGGCUUCGGCGCCUCCCCGCUCGGCAACGUCUUCGGCGACGUCCCCCGCGACGUCGCCCGCGCCACCGUCCGCCGCGCCCUCGACCUCGGCAUCAACUUCUUCGACACAUCCCCGUACUACGGCGGCACGGUCUCGGAGUCGGUGCUCGGGGACUGCCUCCGCUUCGCGGGCGUCCCGCGCGACAGCUUCGUGGUCGCCACCAAGUGCGGCCGCUACAAGGAGGGCUUCGACUUCAGCGCCGCCCGCGUCACGCGCAGCGUCGACGAGAGCCUCGCGCGCCUCGGGCUCGACUACGUCGACAUCCUUCACUGCCACGACAUCGAGUUCACCAACCUGGACCAGAUUGUGAACGAGACGAUUCCUGCGCUCCAAAAGAUCAAGGAGAGUGGGAAGGCGCGGUUCAUUGGAAUUACUGGAUUGCCGUUGAGUAUCUUCACCUACGUGCUUGACCGGGUGCCUCCCUGCUCCGUAGAUUUGGUUCUGUCCUACUGCCACUACGGAAUCAAUGAUACUGCUCUUGUGGAUUUGCUACCGUACUUAAAGAGCAAAGGUGUUGGGGUGAUCACUGCUUCACCCCUUGCUAUGGGGCUUCUCACGGAUAACGGGCCACCUGAGUGGCACCCUGCACCAGAAGAACUCAAGCUGGCAUGCAGGACCGCAGCAGAUCACUGUAGAAAGAAGGGGAAACAUAUUACAAAGCUAGCCAUGAAGUAUAGCUUGAUGAACAAUGAAAUUUCUACAGUUCUUGUUGGAAUGAACUCUCCAGAACAGGUGGAGGAGAAUGUUGCUGCUGCUGUUGAGUUGUCGACUUCAGGCAUAGAUGAAGAACUUUUGCAUGAAGUCGAAGCAAUUCUAGAACCUGUUAAAAACUUGACCUGGCCCAGUGGUAUUCAGCAAGCAUAAUAUCCGAGUACGACAUUAGCAGCCUUGCCUGCCUGCCUGGUGAUUGAAAUAUAAAUAUCCAACUUUCCAAGGCAACCAAAUGGACGACCUUUGUUUGGAAUUUGUGGGCAAUGUUGUUGUCUCGAGUAAUUUAUAUAUGCCUGGGAGCCGACACUAACAAUAAAAGGUGAAUGAUGAUUGAUCAUUGAUAUAUUGUUCGCGUAUGCCUGCAUAUAUCUAGAAAAUCAUAUGGAUACAACAGUGGACCGUUGGGGUUUCAGUGAUGAUGUUGUGACCCUAGUUUAUGGGGGUUACAAUGGUCAUGUGUUGGGUGGUCUUGUGGCUCCAAUUCGCAUAAGUAAGCAUGUUUGCAACGUUUU